CCAUAAAGCGGCCAGUGACCAGAAACGUGCACUGUCGAUUCUGCACGUAGGCGCUGGAGCUUUCGAGGCCAACGUUCGUUUUACGCGUUUCCGAUUGUCCGUGCGCUACAGGUUAGAUUUGAUUUGGGACUCGACGAGGAAGCUUGGGGUCUGUCAUUGCUCCUGAAGUUCUGCUGUUUUUUGUGAGAUUUAUCUUACGAAAUGUGCAGACCCAAGUUUCUUCAGCCCAGCGGGGUGGUCGUUGGGCAGGGAGCGAACGGCAGCGGGCAGCCGCUGCAGAAUCUACAGCAAAUCGGCCAGUUUCCCGGGGGCCCGAGUUUCCCUUGCUCGCUUCCACCUCCACCAUCCCCGGAGUUUGAUCGGAAGUCGUCCAACAGUGGGGGAUUUUCUCCAAAGCCGCUCACGGUUGCUGAAAGCAGAGUCGGGGAGAGACCGUUGGGGAAACCCGUCCGUGCGGGGAGCCUUUCCCCGUCUUCCCGAGGUGAUGCCUUGCCGAGGAAAGCGUCGCAGAGCCCCACCAGAAGCAUCGCUCCCCAGGCAGCUGGUCAGUCGCAAUUGGAAGUUGAUGUGACCUCUCUACAGAGAGGGAUUGCCUCAUGUGCUGGAACCGUAUUCAUGUCUGUUUUCAUGACUCCACUAGAUGUGGUUAAAGUGAGGCUCCAGGCACAGCAGCAACCCAUCGAAACCAUACGGUCUUUUCGUCCAGUUUUUGACAGUCACCCCCACUCCACCCUCAACCUCGUCCCGUAUAGAAGAUACACCUGUCUUCCUGCAACUCGCUCACAUUCCCACGUCAUCUGCCCGAGUGCCACAUCAGCCUACAGAUUCAGUGGCACCUUGGAUGCCUUUGCAAAGAUUGUCCGAAGUGAGGGCUUGAACAGACUGUGGAGUGGCCUUACUCCUGCCCUACUGAUGCGUAUCCCAUCCAAUGUGAUCUAUUUCUCCGUCUACGAGAAACUGAAGUCGGCGAUGGGUUUCCAAAAGGGCCGCACAGACAAGAACAGCUUUCUCAUCACUCUGUCUGCAAGUGGUACUGCAAGAGCUGUCUCCGUGACGACCAUCAGCCCGAUUGAGAUGAUCCGCACCAAGAUGCAGGCAGAGCCCACCUCGUACGCCCAACUGAUGCGCUGCCUUCGCCAGGCCAUCAAGACUGAAGGUCUGUCGUCCCUGUGGAGGGGUCUUGGCCCUAUGCUCAGUCGGGACGUCAUGUAUGCAGUGCUGUACUGGACCAACUACGAACUCUUGAAGGCUGAAUUGUGCAAGGUUUGCAACACCACUGACCCAACGGUUGCCAUGACAUUCUGGGCUGGCGCUGCAUCUGGAGUUCUGGCUGCAAUUGUGUCCACACCAUUUGAUGUCGUCAAAACCCAGAAACAAAUCACCAUUGGAAAAGCAUCUGCACCCACCGUCAUUCCAAAAUGCAAGACCAAUAGCUGGGCUAUCAUGCGGACAAUCUUUGCCGAAGCUGGAAUGAAGGGGCUCUUUGCCGGCACCGUGCCGCGCAUCUGCAAAGGGGCGCCCUCCAGUGCCAUUCUCAUUACAACCUACGAGUGCUUCAUCUCGUACUUCCGGAAGCACAACUUGGAAAGGGGUUACUGACCUUUGAACCCUGUUGGUGAAAAAGGUCAUCGACCUAUGAACCUUGACAACGAGCUACCCGAAAAUCACCGAGGAAAAGUUGACACUUCCCACGAAGAGAAGUACGAAAAGAAAUUGGCACUUCAAAAAGUCAGAAUUAACCAGUGAAUAUGAAUAGAAAGUCCUCCACUAGGUAUGCGACAUUUACUUCAUUUGUGAUGAGUCUAAAUGUUAAA
Molecule: messenger RNA, 1814 nt
Organism: Patiria miniata (bat star)
Lineage: Eukaryota; Metazoa; Echinodermata; Asteroidea; Valvatida; Asterinidae
Product: solute carrier family 25 member 40-like
Exons: 10
Coding region: 202-1599 (465 amino acids)
Biological process (GO): mitochondrial transmembrane transport
Source: RefSeq, a predicted model, not a curated record